UCUCCUGCGCGUGGCUUUUGGUAACGACAUGUAGAAACGAAAAGGCAUCUCACUCUUUGCAAAAGUGUUACCUGUUAAUCAGGUGUGUGUGUGUGUGUGUGUGUGUGUGUGUGUGUGUGUGUUACUGGAGAGAUUAGGAAUCACUCAGGACCUGAUUAGAGGAGAACUAACCGACAGGCUGGAGGGAGAUGAAUCAGAAGAGUUUGCGCUCUGUUUUCCUGAUCUGAUCUGACGGAGAUGUGAAUGAUCAUCAUAUUGCCAUGUCACAGGUUAGGAUCGACAAAUCUCACCUCCCGCAGGUCUACGACGUGUGUCAGUGUUUCUCGGUGCUGGAAGACGGAGCUCUGGCGCACAGCCUUCAGGAGCAGGAGAUCGAGCAGUUCUACAGCUCCAACAUGCAGAAGAACCAGGCGGUGCAGAAUGACGUGCGCUUGGCCCGGAGGCUUCAGGACAACGAGGAGGAGGAGAGGGUCCGUCUCACACACCAGCUCCAGCAGCUGGAGGAGGAGGACUGCGAGUACGCCAGGGUGAUCCAGGAAGAGCUGCGGCGAAGCGACGAAGAAGCUCAGAGGAGAGAGGAAGGGGACGAGGAGAUGGCCAAGCGGCUGCAGGAGGAGGAAGAACUGAAGAUUAGGCAGGAGAGAACCACGGCUGGAGAGCCUCAGGACGAAGCAGACUCGCCGCUCAGCCAGAGGUUAGGGAUUUGGGAGCAGAUGAGGCGGGAUGCUGAACUGGCUCGUAGACUGCAGGAGGAGGAAGACAGACAACCUCACAGGAUGAGCCUUGAAACUGAUGUGGAUUUCCGUACAGUACAAGUGGCCCAAGAUGAGGAACUUGCUCUCUACAUGCAGCGACAGGAGAAGAAAAAGAACAACAGGAGGUCAUGUGAUCUGCUCAUGCUGGACAGGUCACAUGAUUCAAAAGGCACAGGCAGAAAAGUGUCGAGAGAGAGACUGAACUCCGAGGGCCUGCACUCACCUGUGGAAGAGGAACAAUCGCUGGAUCAGGAUGCACUAAUCCCCGCAUGCGCUGCUUUACACACACACUCCUUCCAUAACAUCGCAGAAGAACUGGACCCAACCUUCAGGAAACGAGAAAGUCAGAUCUCCACCAGUCCAUCAUCAGGAAUCUUCCUGGCUCCUCGGACACCUCACAGUAUUUUCUAUGAAUACCUUCCGGAACCUUCACACAUCCCGGCGAGUACACGCCAAGCCGAGAGGACGGGACGCCACAAAGCCAAAGAGAAACGGGAAAGCUGUAAGCAGCAGUAAAGGGAUGUGUAUGUGUGUGUGUGUCUGCAGUUGUGUACUGUAUUUCAGAGGAGGAUAAAACACAACGUCAUGGUGUGAUGAAGUUACUGUUACCAUCUCAGAGUUGAUUAGUUUCCUAGAUCUGUGCAUCCUGAAGCCAUUUAUUCCACUAAUACCGCAGCAUUAAAUCUGCCAAUCAUUAUCCCUUUUCAUGAAUUAAAUAAUGUCAUGUUGUAAAUUUUG
Messenger RNA from Clarias gariepinus (North African catfish), 1493 nucleotides. RefSeq names its product coiled-coil domain containing 50b (gene ccdc50b). The record is from RefSeq and is a predicted model, not a curated record. The transcript has 12 exons. Lineage: Eukaryota; Metazoa; Chordata; Actinopteri; Siluriformes; Clariidae. The coding region runs from base 261 to 1271 and encodes 336 amino acids.